AUGCAGGGACUUGUCCGUGCUGUACGACGCUUUGGAUGCUCCAACUUUCAGAGGAGAUUCGCAUCCACCCUUGUGAUUGCUGAGCACGACAACUCGGCCUUGAAUGCCAUCACGCGCAGUGCGGUCACUGCCGCGUCCAAGUUGGGAGGUGAUGUAGACUUGCUGGUGGCUGGCAACAACUGCGACAAGGUUGUUGAGGAAGCGGCCAAGAUCUCUGGAGUGAAGCGAGUGUUGAAGGCGUCGGCUCCUCAUCUUGAGAGGAGAUUGGCUGAGGAGCUCGAAGCGCUGAUCUUGCACGCUCAGAAUUCGAACAAGUACACCCACAUCAUGGGAGCUUCGUCGGCCUGUACCAAGUCAGUGUUGCCUCGAGUAGCAGCCAAGCUCGAUGUGAACCAGAUCUCCGAAGUCAUCGCCAUCGAAUCUGAGGACACUUUCGUCCGUCCCAUCUAUGCUGGAAAUGCUCUUGCCACUGUCAAGAGCUCGGAUGCGGUGAAGGUCAUGACAACUCGAGCAACCAGCUUCGAUAAGGCUGAGAUGAAUGGAAGCGCAAGUGUCGAAGAGAUCAGCAGUGCUGCAGUUGGCGCUUCAGAAUGGAAGUCGGAGGAGCUCAGCAAGUCAGACAGGCCCGAGUUGACAGCUGCCAACGUGAUUGUUGCUGGCGGACGGGGACUGAAGAGCAGCGAGAACUUUCAGAUGCUCUACAAGUUUGCAGACAAGUUGGGAGCUGCUGUUGGAGCUUCCAGAGCUGCGGUGGAUGCAGGAUACAUGCCCAACGAUGCGCAGAUUGGACAAACUGGCAAAGUCGUCGCUCCUGAUCUCUACUUCGCUAUUGGAAUCUCAGGCUUCACAGGAGCAAUCCAGCACCUUGCGGGCAUGAAGGACUCCAAGACGAUCGUCGCGAUCAACAAAGAUCCCGAUGCGCCGAUCUUCCAGGUGUCAGACAUCGGUUUGGUGGAUGAUCUCUUCAACGUCGUGCCAACAAUGACGGAGGAAAUCAAGAAGUGA
Molecule: messenger RNA, 1005 nt
Organism: Guillardia theta CCMP2712
Lineage: Eukaryota; Cryptophyceae; Pyrenomonadales; Geminigeraceae
Exons: 16
Coding region: 1-1005 (334 amino acids)
Cellular component (GO): mitochondrion
Molecular function (GO): electron transfer activity; flavin adenine dinucleotide binding
Source: RefSeq, a predicted model, not a curated record